Molecule: messenger RNA, 2363 nt
Organism: Dioscorea cayenensis subsp. rotundata (Guinea yam)
Lineage: Eukaryota; Viridiplantae; Streptophyta; Magnoliopsida; Dioscoreales; Dioscoreaceae
Product: phosphatidylinositol/phosphatidylcholine transfer protein SFH8-like
Exons: 15
Coding region: 180-2054 (624 amino acids)
Source: RefSeq, a predicted model, not a curated record
CCUCUCAAAUUUUUUCUCCUCAAAAUCCCUAGAAUUUAUUCUCUUGUUAAAUCGGCGAUUUCCAUCUUGAUUCUCUCCUUGCGUUGUGGAUCAAGCUCAGAAGGAGCUCAACCUGAGAUAAGUGGGUUUUUUGAGGGGAAAUUGAGCUAUUUGGUUCCAGGAUUGUAUGAUUGUUGGAGAUGUCGGGACCGCUGGAUCGAUUCGCCAGGCCAUGUUUUGAUGGGUCCUCCAGUGUUGAUGACAGGAAGGAGAGAAAAUCUGAUUUUGACUGCUCAGAAGAUGAAAGGAGGACAAGAAUUGGAUCGCUGAAAAAAAAGGCAAUAGAUGCAUCCACUAAAUUCAGGCAUUCUUUGAAGAGGAGAAGCAGGAGGAAGAGCAACGGCCGUAUCAAUUCUGUUUCAAUUGAAGAUGUGAGGGAUAUCGAGGAGCUUGAGGCUGUUGACGCGUUUCGCCAGUCUUUGAUUUUGGAUGAGUUGCUACCUGCAAGACAUGAUGAUUACCACAUGUUGCUAAGAUUCUUGAAGGCUAGGAAAUUUGAUGUUGAGAAAGCAAAACAUAUGUGGGCUGAAAUGCUUCAAUGGAGGAAGGAGUUCGGUGUUGACACUAUUUUGGAGGACUUUGAGUACACUGAGUUGGAUGAAGUGCUUAAGUACUAUCCACAUGGUUAUCAUGGUGUGGACAAGGAGGGUAGGCCUAUUUACAUUGAAAGGCUUGGAAAAGUUGAUCCCAACAAACUCAUGCAAGUGACGACUUUGGAUCGAUACGUAAGAUAUCAUGUGCUGGAGUUUGAGAAAAGCUUCCAGAUUAAGUUCCCUGCUUGUUCAAUUGCUGCAAAAAAACACAUUGAUUCUAGCACAACAAUUCUGGAUGUUCAAGGCUUGGGCAUGAAGAACUUCAGCAAAACUGCUCGAGAACUGAUUCAGAGGCUGCAAAAAAUUGACUCUGACAAUUACCCAGAGACUUUACACAGAAUGUUCAUCAUCAAUGCUGGCACCGGUUUUAAGCUUCUGUGGAACACUGUUAAAUCUUUUCUUGAUCCUAAAACUACCUCAAAGAUUCAUGUUCUUGGAAGCAAGUAUCAGAACAAACUGCUUGAAAUAAUUGAUCCAAGUGAAUUGCCGGAGUUUCUUGGUGGUACUUGUACCUGUGCUGAUUUAGGUGGAUGCCUUAAAUCAGAAAAGGGCCCAUGGAAAGAUCCCAACAUUUUGAAGAUGGUUGAAAAUGGUGAAGCACGAUAUUCCAGACAAAUUGUAACUGUUUCCAAUGGUGAUGGAAAGAUCAUUGCUUAUGCGAAGCCACCAUACACAGCAGUAAAGUUAAGUGAUACAUCUACCGCUGAGUCUGGUUCCGAAGCAGAAGACAUGACUUCACCAAAGCCAAGAAGAAGUUACAUGUCACAUCCUCAAUUGACCCCUGUGCAUGAAGAGGCAAAGCUCGGAAAGGUUGGGUUGUCUGUUGGCUUUGUAGAGUAUGAAGAGUCUGUUCCCAUGGUUGACAAGGCUGUAGUGACUGGUUGGAAAAGGGAGGAUUCCAACCCAAUGCUUCCAGCCUCCAAAGGGGCAGUUUACUUAUCUGACACAGUGAAGUCUCAGGAAGGAUACUGUACACAAAUAGUUGCAUUCCUUAUGACCUUAAUCAUGACUCUUUUUACAUUAUGCUGCUCAAUGACUAAUCAUGUGAUGAAGAAGCUUCCUGAUCAAGCUCAGCAAAAUAGCCAAUGUCAUUCCUUGUCAUCGGAGUCAUCACCCAAAGAAGAAUUUCGUCCACCAUCACCAACUCCAGGAUUUACACAGGCUGAUCUACUUUCAUCUCUUGUAAAACGGCUGGCAGAGCUGGAAGACAAGGUGGACACGCUGCAAGCAAAGCCAUCUGAAAUGCCCUAUGAGAAAGAGGAAUUACUCAAUGCUGCUGUUCGCCGGGUUGAUGCAUUGGAAGCUGAGCUUAUAUCCACAAAGAAGGCUUUGUAUGAGGCAUUAAUGAGGCAAGAAGAGUUGCUUGCAUACAUUGAUCGGCAACAGGAUGCCAAGUUCCGGAAGAAGAAAUUCUGUAUAUGAAACAUGAGGAAUGCACAGAUCAAUCUGGCCAAGGUCGUCUGUACUGCCUCGUCAUGCUUUAUGAUGGGAGAAACAGGUUCUCAUUAGCAUGUGUUGUUGGAGAACUUACUUUAUCCUGUAAAAAUCUUAACAUUAUUUUUCAUGUUAAACACUUUGCCUUGCAUUCUUUGUCAUCGUGUCAGCAGAGUGCGAUGCUACUGUGACGAACUUGUGUGCUUGCAGUGUUGCAGUUGCAUCUGAGUUUGUAAUAUAAUGGUCAAUGUUGUUGUGAGGAAAAAAGGCUCAAAAGAUGAUCUGUUUUAAUGUUAA